Diachasmimorpha longicaudata is the source of this 2964-nucleotide messenger RNA. RefSeq names its product rho GTPase-activating protein 1 (gene RhoGAP68F). Gene Ontology annotation, molecular function: GTPase activator activity. The coding region runs from base 277 to 1746 and encodes 489 amino acids. The transcript has 8 exons. Gene Ontology annotation, cellular component: cytoplasm. Gene Ontology annotation, biological process: small GTPase-mediated signal transduction; negative regulation of endocytic recycling. NCBI's taxonomy places the organism in Eukaryota, Metazoa, Arthropoda, Insecta, Hymenoptera, Braconidae. The record is from RefSeq and is a predicted model, not a curated record.
CCACUAGCGCCACUCAGUCAGUUGUCAACCCAAACGACACCCGUAAAAAAUUUUGACGCAGCUCACUUGAGUCUGUAUUUGUGUCUUACAGUGAUAUAUUGUCGAAAGAGUUUUCUAUCGUCCGCCAACUCUCCACCGCAACAGAAAUAAUGUUGUUACGUUGGCGAUAGGAGGGCCUGUGGACAUGCAAACAGGGCGGUGGUUUGUUAUUCGGCAAUUGCAACAAUUGCACUGAUUAAAUUUAACCAUUAAAAUCAUCCACGCAGUAAGAAAAAUAUGGAAGCUGAUUAUCAACCGUCACCAAGUCCAGCGAGAGCUUUGACAGGUAUAUCGAAUGACGUUGAAGAUCCAUAUCCAAGUCUCUCUGAUUAUCACGACUACGAGCCAAAUUUAGAGUUUGACGACACUGAACUACAAGCACCUGCGAAUAAUGCAACACAACUGCUGGAAGAGAAGUUGGAGUUGAGUAUAGCUGGGACAGGGACAGUUGUUGACUACUUGGAGAGUCCAGUGAGCGAUGGUACGAUAGAAGAAAACUUUGAGGAAGCAUUGGUGGACGCCCCCGUGAUAGAGAACGCGGAAGAUUUGGCCGCUCUGGAUGAAGAGCUGGCUGACGAGGAGGACUAUCACGAUAUUGCAAGGCUUGGCAUUGUGGAAGUCGUGGGCGAUGAUAGUGCUGGACGGAAGGUGAUUGUCGUGUCAGCAUGCAAACUCCCUGCUGUGGGAAAGGAGGUCUUCAAUCACGCCAAGCUACUUCGAUAUCUCACACACACAUUGGAUACGUUUGUCGAGCAGGACUACAGUUUAGUUUAUUUUCAUCAUGGUCUGACAUCGAAGAAUAAACCACCAUUGUCAUGGCUGUGGCAGGCGUACAAGGCAUUUGAUAGAAAAUAUAAGAAAAAUCUGAAAGCACUGUAUUUAGUUCAUCCCACUAACUUCAUUAGGAUUGUGUGGCAGAUUUUUAAGCCAGCUAUUAGUGCUAAAUUUGGAAGAAAAAUGAUGUACGUGAAUUACCUCGAUGAAUUGGCUACCCAUAUAAAUUUGGAUCAACUUAUCAUUCCACAACAAGUGCUGGAGCACGAUGAGCAAUUAAUGCUGAAGACAAGAAAAAAUCUAUCAACGAGUCCACCAUCGAGUUCCGUCGCAACGCCAAUUGCUACAACUCAAUUUGGUGCCAGUUUGCAGUUUAUCAAAGAGAACAAUGGGGGCGAUCCUAUUCCACCAAUUGUGAGACAAUGUGUGGAGUUUCUUGAUACACCUGAUGCAUUAGAGACUGAGGGCAUUUUUCGAAGAUCAGCGAAUGUUGCUGUUGUCAAGGAAUUGCAGAAUCAGUGCAAUCAUGGAUUGCCUGUUAAUUUUCGAGGGGAUCCACAUAUUGCUGCUGUACUUUUAAAGACUUUUUUGAGGGAGCUCGACGAACCGCUAAUGACUUAUGAGCUGUAUGAUGAAAUCACACAGUUCCAAUCAUUAUCGAAGGAUGAACGACCACGAAAAGUGAAGAUCCUCGUCCUCGAAAAAUUACCAGAAGAUAAUUACCAACUGCUCAAGUACAUAGUGCAGUUCUUAUCCAGGGUAAUGGACAGAUCUGAUUUAAACAAAAUGACAUCGAGCAAUCUAGCCGUUGUAUUUGGCCCAAAUUUGGUAAGAGCUCCAUCAUCAGUAGGAACAUCCCUAUCAGCAAUAGGACCAAUAAAUCAAUUCAUUGAUUUCCUAUUCGCCUAUCAAGACAAGAUAUUCAUCAUAUAAACAAAAAAUAUCCCCCAUCCCUGAAUUGAGUUUAUCAUUUCGUGGCCUAACUGCGAAGAUCAUUUAAACUGUUAAAAACUCCUGGAGUCAGUAUUUGAUGGCUACAACUCCCCUGAGAAAAUUUAAUACGAGAAAAAAAAAAUAUGUUGACGUUGUUGUCGGAAGUUGUGAUGAUAAUUUUGAAGCAUAGUUCCCUUCAUUUUUAUAACUAAAUAAUACUCUCCAAUGAUGUCCUAAUACUAAUACAGGAACCUAGUCACAACAGAAAGCACAAUUGGAACAAUGUGAAAAAUGAUAAAACAAAGGAGAUGAUUAUUAUCUUUUUUUUUUUAAAAAAAAGGUGUCAAAAUAUUUAUACUGAAUUUUUCUGAUUGUAUACCAAAGAUGAAGAAAACGUCAUACCUUUAAUUGUAGGAAAACAGAAGAAAAUAGCUUACUUUGAAGACACAAAAAGUGGAACAAUGAAAAAAAAAACACAUGAAAGAAGAGAAAGAAUGAAAAAUUUAAUAAUUGAUACUUUUAUUAACGAGAUGCCUUAGAGAAUCGCACUAAUUCUAGUAAUCGAGUGAGUAAAUGAUUUUUUUUUGUAAUAAAAACCAUUCUUCAAGUCCACUAACGACUCAAAAAAAAAGAAAAUAACGAAACUGAAAAAUAAUGGGAAAAACUGUUUAUUCAAACAUUCCGUGACUUUUUCACCGUACGAGAGGUCUCAAACUCGUUGCAACUAAUACCGGCCAUUAAAAAUAAAAUAUAAUGUGUAUAGAAUGGGUUUUUAAAUUACCGGUCAUAUCUUCUUAAUUGAUAAAAAUAUUUGUAAAUAUAAUUGAUUUAAAUGUAUAGAGAAAUGAUAAAAUCUAGAAUUUAGGUAAAAGAAUAAAAAAUUCAAUUGGUAAAUUUUUUCAUGAAAGCCAGCGAUGGGAUUGAACAUUCAGACUGGUUACUAUGUGUUCAAAACUAUUACACAUGCAAAACCAAUUACACUAUUCUAAUUAUUUGUGUUAACAUAUCUGUUCUUAAAGCAAAGAAUCACAUAUUCUCGAACGUUCUUUUUAUUAAUUUAUGUCUCUAAUCGAAGGUUUAAUGCAAUAAUAAAACGAAAAAAAAAAAAUAUGUAUAUUUAUAACUAGUUGGAUAUGUGUAACAUAAUCCAUUAUCAGUGAGUGGGAGUGUCAUCGAUGCCACCAAUCAUUGAAAUAAAAUUUAGACUUCACAAUUCAA